Messenger RNA from Arabidopsis lyrata subsp. lyrata, 1143 nucleotides. Its product is annotated as putative glycine-rich cell wall structural protein 1. The transcript has a single exon. The coding region runs from base 784 to 1020 and encodes 78 amino acids. The record is from RefSeq and is a predicted model, not a curated record. Lineage: Eukaryota; Viridiplantae; Streptophyta; Magnoliopsida; Brassicales; Brassicaceae.
UAAAAGAUGAAAACUUUGUUGGUCAAAAACUCCUUUUUGUAUUAUAGGUUAUUUUACAUUAAACACGUUUUUGCUAAAUAUGUGUGAGCGCUUUUUCUUGUCGGCAUGUGUGCAGCUUUUAAUCAGUAAGAUGAUACUUUUAAUUUCACCGGUUGUCAACUUGCAAAGAAAGAGCCAAACCACUCAAAUUACGUUAAUCAUAUAGCAAUAUUGUUUUAGAAAUUAGAAUACCAAUAUAAUCCAAUGUUUUCUUUUGUGAAAAACACACUUUAUUUAACGAUUAAACGAAUACAUUAUAUGCAUUAUCUAACAAAAAGUAAAAGUACUAGAUUUUUAUGCUAAGAGAUUGGUCUUCCGAUCGAAUCCAUUACAUCCCUAAAAUGUUAAUCAUUGGAGUUCUGUAAACAGAAUAGACUUAAAAUGUGGGAUAAGCCACAAAAACUAUAUAGGACCAUCUGCACAAAAGUAAUUAGGCCUAAUGCUACUGGGCUUUACUUAAAAGCCUAAAAUAGUAUUGUGACGAAUGUGGAGAGCCGUUUUGGAUUUAUUCAACCCGUUAAUAAAUGUUUAAAUCACUUUGUAAAUGUAAGAUGGUUACUAAUCACUUUUACGAGGUGAUUUGAAGCAAUUAAGUAAUGCAGAGAUUACGAUAUAAUUUUGGGAAGCAUCAACUUUUGACCAACGCUUUGAAUCGCUCUCUUUCUCUAUAAAUAGCCAUUUCUCAAACUCAUUCUUUACAAACUCAUAAAUCUCCAAAUUCUUGAUCAUAAUCAAAUCUGAAGAAUGAGUGGGAAAAGCAGUAGCGGCGGUGGAGGAAAGAGCAGUGGCGGUGGAGGAAAGAGCGGCGGCGGUAGUGGAAGUGGCAACGGAGGAAAAAGUGGUGGAAGUGGCAACGGUAACAUGGUAGCACCAGGGACAAAUGGGGGUGCUUACAUUUCAAGAAGUGGAUUUGAGAGUAACCCUCAAGGUUACUUUAGUAACUUGCAUGGUAGUGGUCCUAGUGGACAAAGCAAGAAGUGACUUGAGUGUUUGUAUUAUACUACAACUCUACAAGCAUGCAUGAGUCAUCUUCUCUGAUCUAUUAUUCUCUAGUUAAUAAAAUGCAAUGAAGUAUUAAAUAAAUGAGAUUUUUAUCUUUAUGAA